Messenger RNA from Penaeus chinensis, 3531 nucleotides. It is a transcript of the gene Etl1, whose product is annotated as SWI/SNF-related matrix-associated actin-dependent regulator of chromatin subfamily A containing DEAD/H box 1 homolog. Gene Ontology annotation, molecular function: chromatin binding; ATP binding; ATP-dependent chromatin remodeler activity. Lineage: Eukaryota; Metazoa; Arthropoda; Malacostraca; Decapoda; Penaeidae. The record is from RefSeq and is a predicted model, not a curated record. Gene Ontology annotation, cellular component: nucleus.
UUAUUUUCCAAAGACAUGUCGGGGCGGGAAGCAUCAGCUGUUCACUUCCUCUUUGUUUACCUCGGCGACUCCGGACUCUUGGACCUCUUAUUCCUCUUAUUCAUGAGACAAUAUUGAGGUAACAGCUGCAACUCCUUGAAGAUGAACGGUGAGGGGGUAGACUCUGCCAAGAGUGAUGCCAAUGGCAAUGCCAACAAGAAAGGCUCCCUUGGGGGUGGCCUCAGGAACUUCCGCAUGGACAAGGAGGAUACGGCCAAAGGGCAGAUGUCCAUGCUGAGAUACUUCAGAAACGAAGGGAAGAAGAAUGCAAAAUUACCUGCAAAAGACAAGUCUGAUACAGAAUCUCCCAAGUCGACGAGCCCAGUAUUAAAGUCUCGCCAGGCCCACAACAAGAGCCGCGAUAGUCCGGCAGCCCAGGAUGCAGGCUCCCCAACCAAGAAUACGACGACCUUGGUGAAGAAGCCCAUAACCACUAUAUCUGUCCACACAACUACCUCAUUACCUGAUCUGGAUGCCAAAAAUUCCUCGAAGUCUGUUAUCGAGGAAAGCGAUGACGAGUUAGACAACGGUGGCGAAAAAAAUACCUCAGAUACCAGCCCAGUGAUCCAGCGGAAGACUGUCAGAGUCAUGGAAGUGUCAAAUGGCACCUCGCCCUCCUCUACUUCCUCUUCAUCUACCUCCACCACCAGCAGACAAGAGGGAAAGAAGGCGCCGAUCCGUCUCUCAAAGCCUCUGUUUGUCCAGCCGCCAAGCCCAGACCAGAAGGACUAUGAUGCGGAAACAGAUGACGAGGACGGACCCCCCACCUCCUCCGAGAACCCCCUGGGAGGAGUGCCCAUGAAGGUUCUAAUCAACAGCCUCUCACCCAGCAAGUCUGUCUCAAGCACAUCAGUGGACCAGGACCAGGACAGCCAGGAUGGUAUAUUUAUUCGGGUCAAGCCUGUGAAGAGAGCUCGCCUUGUGGUAUCAGAUGACGAUGACGAUGAUGUCAUCAAGCCUCCAGCAAAAAAGAUGCAGCUCAACGGCCAUUCUGACUCGGAUAGGAUUACUGGUGAAGACGAUGAGAAGAUCGAACAGUAUAUCGAGACAUUUGAAAGCCUUUACCCCAAAAUUGAGAAGAUGGAAAUGAUGGAUGUGUUCAGGAAGAAUGAAUGGGAUGCCCAGUUGACCAUAAGAGAUUUGGAUAAAUUAGAGAAAGAGAGAAAGCAAAAGUUCCUACAAGAACAGAGACAGAAGAGAGAAGAGGAGAGACAUUCAAAGAAUUCCGAGAGGGAAUUACAGCAGAUGAAGAAGAAUGCCAAAAGAGAAAGGGUCAGAGCACAAAAGGAGUCGUGGAAAGCAAAAGCUGCGGCAAGGAUAGAGGAGCAAGACAUGGAAGAGGAGGAGGAAGACUACAAUUUUGGAGGGUCAAAGGUGUAUGACAGUGAUGCUGAUUCCGAUACGGAACCAGACACACAUAUGACCACGGACCGACAGCUGGUAUUGCAGUUCUUUAACGAGGCAUCUGUGGGUGAACUAGCGGCCAUCAGCGGCUGCUCUAAGAAGAAAGCUGAAGUUGUUGCCCAGAUUAGACCCUUCACCGACUGGAAAGAUAUUAUUGACAAGUUCCAAACGGAGAAAUAUGUUAGCACAGACCUCUUGAAUGAAGCAAAGACCAUCUUGCAUGUAAGAAAUACAGUGCAGAAGCUUAUGAAGAAAUGUGAAAACAUUGCCAAGGAAAUGCAGACCAUUGUUUCACGGACUGUGAGUGGGGAGGAAGAUGCAGGGAUCAGUAAACAGCCAAGCAUCAUGAAUACAACAUUGCAUAUGAAGAGCUAUCAGCUGAUUGGAUUAAAUUGGCUAGUCCUUAUGCACCAGCAAGGCCUGAAUGGUGUUCUUGCUGAUGAAAUGGGCCUCGGGAAGACUGUCCAGGCCAUCUCCUUCCUGGCUUACAUUAAGGAAGUGGAGGAACCUGACGAAAUAAGUCUGAUUGUGGUCCCUUCCUCUACGCUUGAUAACUGGGCACGAGAACUGGAAUUUUGGUGCCCCGCUCUCUCCGUUCUCCAAUACCAUGGAACCCAAGAUGAAAGGAGAGGCAUUCGCAUUGACAUCAUGAAUGACAAUCUUGAAGAGACACCCGACGUUAUCCUGACCACAUACACUAUGGUGACAACGAGCACAGAAGACCGAGCCUUGUUCAAGAAGCUAAGAUUCCAUACUAUAGUCUUAGAUGAAGCCCACAUGCUGAAAAACAUGGCUUCACAGCGCUAUGAAAAUCUCAUGAAGAUUAAGGGUCAACGGCGUGUACUGCUUACUGGUACUCCACUACAAAACAAUCUCGUAGAACUAAUGUCCAUUCUCAUAUUUGUCAUGCCGCAGCUGUUCGAUAGCAAGAAGGAAGAGCUGAAGAGAGUGUUUUCAAUGUUUCCUAAAUCAGAUGAUAGUGGCAGCAAGGGAAAGUUUGAGCGCGAGAGGAUAGAACAAGCCAAAAGAAUCAUGAAACCUUUCUUCUUGCGGAGAUUAAAGUGCGAUGUACUUAAGGACCUACCAAAGAAAACAGAUGAGGUCAGAUAUGCCCCCAUGUCUAAACGGCAACAGAAAAUAUACACCGAAACUGUAGAAGCUUUCAGUAGAAAAGCAAGACAGAAUCAGAUUGAGAUUGAACAGAUGAACAUGAAGAACCUGACCGAAUUGGAGGAGCUGGAGGCCAUAGGGAAGUCCCCGACAAAGAGCUCGGAGGUGGACAGCAGCUCAAACAUGGUGAUGACCCUCAGGAAAAUCGCAAACCAUCCACUACUUACUAGGAAGUACUAUGAUGAUAGCAAGCUAAGAGAAAUAUCCAAGGUCCUAAAGAAGACAUCGCACCGGGAGUCCGUGUUAGAGUAUAUUGUCGAAGAUUUCUCUGUCAUGUCUGACUUUGAGAUCCACUCAACAUGUCUCAUGUAUCCUGCUGUUAGGAAAUACCAGAUGCCUGAUGAACUCAUCCUCAGUUCGGGCAAGUUUGAGCAGUUAGACAAGAUUCUUCCUAAGCUGAAGGAGGAGGGAUCUAGAGUGUUGAUAUUUUCCCAGUUUGUGAUGAUGUUGGACAUCAUUGAAAAAUAUGUCAAGAUCAGAGGUCACAAGUACAGAAGAUUUGAUGGUACUACCCAAGUGUCUGAAAGACAAGAACUGAUUGAUGAGUUUACGGAGAAUGAAGACAUCUUCGUCUUUCUGCUCUCAACCCGUGCUGGUGGCCUGGGCAUCAACCUCACUGCAGCCAAUACCGUGAUUCUCCAUGACAUAGACUUCAACCCAUACAAUGACAAGCAGGCUGAGGACCGUUGCCACAGGGUUGGCCAGACUAAGCCUGUACAUAUCGUACGCUUGCUGAGUAAGGGCUCCAUUGAAGAGGGCAUGUUGCAGAUUGCACAGGCUAAGCUCCAGUUGGAACGUGAUGUUACUGGCAUUGGAGAUGAGCAACAUAAAAAAGGUGACGUGGUGGCGUUGCUGAAAGCUGCCUUAGGCCUAGCCAAAGCUGAAGCACAAAGCUCUUCAUCGUCAAGUGGCUCUUAG